AUGCUCAGCUGUUUGUCUGCCAGCUUAUCGGAAACAACAUCCGAUGUAUCCAUUACCGUUGGUGGUACAGCCAGGAUACCAUGUCCGUUCGAUGAGGGCGCUGUACGAAACAUCUUCUGGUUCUACCAUGAUGCAUCUGGACCCCGAAGGAUUUUAAGUCUUGCUAAGUAUGUUGAAGUAAUACAUGAACCCUAUACAGACAGAGCUGGCUUGGAUAAGGACAACUCAACAUUGAUUCUUCAGGAAGUGACCAUCGAUGAUCAAGGAACAUAUCGUUGCGAGGUUGACAGACCAGGGCAGCCGUCACUAUUGAAUAUCACUACUACAUUGAGUGUGUUUGUCUUAUCUCCAGGAACCCCUCCGGUGAUUCGGCAGUGUCUCCAAGAACAGACAGACGGUUCACCCUGCACACUAACUAGUGAGGGACCUACCAACCUUACCUGUCAGUUAGCCAACGUAUACCCGUAA
Messenger RNA from Lytechinus variegatus (green sea urchin), 468 nucleotides. RefSeq lists its product as uncharacterized. NCBI's taxonomy places the organism in Eukaryota, Metazoa, Echinodermata, Echinoidea, Temnopleuroida, Toxopneustidae. The coding region runs from base 1 to 468 and encodes 155 amino acids. The transcript is spliced from 3 exons. The record is from RefSeq and is a predicted model, not a curated record. Gene Ontology annotation, biological process: positive regulation of T cell proliferation; T cell costimulation; immune response. Gene Ontology annotation, cellular component: external side of plasma membrane.